Molecule: messenger RNA, 8010 nt
Organism: Parnassius apollo (apollo)
Lineage: Eukaryota; Metazoa; Arthropoda; Insecta; Lepidoptera; Papilionidae
Source: the annotation of a GenBank genome assembly
AUGUUGGAGGGUUUGGUAGCUUGGGUCUUGAACAACUACCUUGGGAAGUAUGUGGAGAACUUGAACACAGAUCAACUAAGUGUAGCUUUACUGUCCGGGAAAGUAGAAUUAGAGAACUUGCCAUUAAAGAAAGAUGCUUUGAGGCACUUGGGUCUUCCUGUGGAAAUCAAAGCAGGAUUUAUUGGCAAAGUGCAGCUGCAAGUGCCUGUCCGGCAAAUCCGAUCGGCACCCUGGCUUAUUGCCAUUGAGAAACUUUACCUUGUGGCUGCACCAGUUAACUUGGAUGAGUGGGACAGCACUGUGGAAGCAAACAUUGCUCAUGAGCGUAAGGUGGCAUUGUUGGAUGCAUUAGAAGCGCAGUGGCGCGCUGAGUUUGAAGCUAGUGAUGCUGGUUACUAUGCCACUUCAUACUCCUCAUGGCUGAAUUAUGGAACUGGGUUUCUUGCCAACAUUGUGGAGAACCUGCAGUUGAAGUUAAACGAUGUCCACAUACGCUACGAAGACGCAAUUACGUGCGCACCGCAGUCGUUUGCGUGCGGACUAACGGUGGAGUCGUUGACGGCGGAAUCAUGUGACGCAAACUGGGUUCGCGGCUUUACGCUGCUACCCGAGCCCGAUGGCUGUUCUUUUAAACUACUCGAGUUGCAGCAACUGGCCGUGUACUGGGAUCCUAUGCCCGUGCCAGCCGCUAUGGUAGCUAACUCCACCCUAGCAGAAUUGACGGAACGUAUGCGUGCGACAUGGUUGGCGCAGCAUCGGUACCUGGUGGCUCCGGCGUCGGCACGAGCUCGCGUGCGUCGUGAGCGCUGCGAGCAGCCGCUGCGCUCGCGAACUCGCCCGCGCCUCGCGUGUCAUCUCACGCUUGACUGCGUGCUGCUGAACCUCACCUCCCGGCAGUACAGCGAAGUGGCGGGGUGUGCGCUGGGGCUGGAGCGUAUCGCGAAGCUGCGGGCGCUGCGCGUGUGGCGGCCUGGCGUGCCGGUGCGAGCAAACGCGCGUGCCUGGUGGCUGUACGCACUGCGCUGCCUCGCGCCACACCACCGCUGGAUGGAUCCUAAACCAACGUGGUCAUCAUGCUUGGAGCAGUCGCGACGCGUGCGGCAGUACGUAGACAUUUGCCUUAGCAUCUUGAGCAACCCGGCUGCCACUUUACCGCCAGACAAGAAAGCCGUCAAGGAUGAAUUCGAAUGGAAUAAUCCGCUGUCGGUCCUCAAGCCACUCAGAGAGGUGGCCAUGCGCAAAGUGCCAAUAGCGAGGCCUGAGCCUACACCCGAGCAGGUAAGCUCGGGACGCAGCGUACUGGUGCGCUGGUUCCCGCUGUGGUGGGGCUGGUACGCGCCCGACACUGCCACCGCAGCCACAGCUGCCAGCACGCCGACACCUACCCAGCUGUCACAGUCCACAAUCCAGUUUGCAGUCCAACCCACAACACAGUCCUCCGCCCAGUCCCUAGCCCAGCCCGCUACACCGCGCCUGGAAGAAGAGAUCCUGGACGUGAUCGCCGACUCGCUCGACGACAAUACGCUGCUACGACGUGACACGGUCUUCGGCCUAUUCGAGUUCACGCUGCAGCGCGGCUCGCUGAACCUUUGUACAGAAAAUGAAAACGAUAAUGAAACUAAAAGGAACGACGAAAGCAUGAGCAGAGAGCAGAGGGGGCAGAAUGGAGAUGGCGGCGCGGGCGGCGAGGGCGUGGAGCUGCAGUUCUCUUGCGUGUGUGUGCGCGUGGAGUCGCGGCCGCGCACGGGCUCUCACGCGCUGCACGUGUCGCUGGGCGCCGUGUGCCUGCGCGAGCGCAUCACGCCCGCCACGCUCUUCCCCGUGCUGGUGGCGCCGCAGGGAAUGAUCCGUGAGGGACUAAGCGCCAUGAACGCGGCGGCGAGCGCGGCGUCGUGGUGGCGCGCGCACAACGCACCCGCCGCCGCCGCCGCCCCCGCCACUGCCCCGGCCGCCGCGCCUGCAGAGCCGCUCUUCCAGCUCACAUACGAGAAGCGUCCAUUUGGGCUCAACUGCGAUUACAAGUUGUGGGUGAAGUCAAUGUCGUUGGAGGUGGUGUACUGUGCGGAGGCGGCACGCUGGGCGCAGCAGUUCGUGGCGGCGCCGUGGGGCCCGCGCCGCGCCCUCGCGCAUGUUCGCGAGCAGACGCGCGCGCGCCUGCGCACGCACUGGGAGCACAUGCUGCACGCGCACCCGGGCGAGCGUCGCUCGUGGCAGGUGGAGCUGGACGUGUCGGCGCCGCAGAUCCUGUUCGUGGAGCGGCUGAGCGAGCGCGACGCCUCCGUGCUGGUCGUGGACUUCGGCCGCCUGCGACUCGCCAACGCACACUUCACCGACGACGCACAGCCUUCCACCACGCUUGGCGAUGACGACGAAAUGUUUAUGACGCCGUGCUCUACUCCUCCAGGCAGUUUGUUGUCCCCCGCGUCCCCGCCGGAUCCUCCGCCCCUCAGCGUCAGCGCCCUCGAUGCUGCAAAUCUUCACACAAGCCUUUACGACAGGUACAAUAUUGAGCUAAGUGACCUCCAGAUAUUGGUGGGGCGAGCUAAGGACAACUGGAAAUACGCACACACCAAAACAACCUCUGCACUUCAUCUGCUCGAUCGCUUUAGCAUAUCACUUCAGGCGGAGCGGCGCGUGGUACACACCAGCGACCCGCAGUACCCGGCGGCCACGCUGUGCGGCUCGCUGCCCGCGCUCGUGGUGCACCUCAGCGAGCACAAGCUGGCCGCUGUACGCGCAGUGCUCGCCAGCUGCUCGCCGCGCCGCGCCACUCCCGAGUCUCCGAGUCAGGAGCAUCCUGAAGAAGACGAAGAAGAUAACAGCACCAGUUCGGAGACGGAAUGCUCAGAGUUUUCGGCGCAUAAUAACGCUACACUCUUCAUGCUGCAGUUCGCUAUUGACCAAAUGUCCCUCGAGGUGCAGUCGCGCGGGCGCAGCAUCGCCGAGGUGCAGGUGUGCGGCGUGAAGGCGGCACUGACGACGCGGCCGUGCGACGUGUCGCUGUCGCUGUCUGUGCACUCGCUGCUGCUGGUGGACGCGCUGCAGACCUACGGGCCCGACUUCGAGUUGCUCGUAGCCAGCCACAAGCACGUCGGUAUGGACAUAGCUUCAGGCAGCAUCCGUGGAUCAGAGCCCACGUCGCCCACAUCGGCCACCUCGCCUACGUCGCCGGCGUCGCCCGACUCGCGCACGCCGCCCCCACUGGCCCCCACGCCGCAUGCUCUGCGGCACGCUAUCUACUCUCUACAGCGGGGCGCACAAGACGCUCCGGAGGCGGGACGAAUAAGUCCUACUGCUAAUUGGAUGACUGGUGCCACCUGGAAUUCUACCAGCACUGAAUAUUUGACAGCUGGGUCAACGUAUCCCAAUGGCAGCGGAUGGAGUUUUGAUAGAGUGGCAUCCGAUGGAAAUGCGGCGAGAAAAGAAGGAACGGUAUGGGGUGCUGGGAAUGGUUGGAGCGCACCAGGACUCGUGGAUUCAGAAGCGCUCAUAGCCGUUGAAAUUUGCCUGGUGAAGGGAGAAGGAGACUCGGAAGAUUUGAGAAUCGCAAAUAUUUUGUUUAACAACUUAGACGUUAUUGCGAACCAGGAGACGAUAGUGGAGCUGAUCGGGUUCGCGCAUCGCGUAUCCGGCGCGGCCCAACCAGACGUGCGUGCUUCAACGCAACCACAGGCCCAACAACAGAAUGACCAUACCGACCACAUCGACCACAUUGACGACAUUGAAGACACAGACCACAAUGAUCACAUUGACCAGUCGGAUCUGCCGCAGCGCGAAGUGCGCACGGAGAUCACGUUCGACUUCCACCGGCUAGGCGUGCUGCUGCUGCGUGCUGCUGUGCACGAGGGCGCGCUGGUGGCAAGGAAGAUCGCCACAGCCACCGUCAGCGAGGCGCGCAUACAGGCAACACUCGCGGCGAGCCGCGUGGAGGUGGGCGGUUCUCUGGGCGGCGUGCAGGUGGUGUCGCUGUGCGAGGGCGCGGGGCUGCACGCGCGCGUGCUGGCCGCCGGCCGCCCUGCGCCCGCGCCCGCCCAUGAUUCCGCCCCGCGCCAUCACUCGCACGCGCCCGACGACAAGGCGCUGCUGUUUACCGUCACGCGAGACCUGCUGCCCGGCGAUACGCCCGAUUCCACAACGGUGUGCGCGUCGGUAUCCCUGCACGUUGCCAGCGUGUGGUACACGCACUCGGGCGCGCUGCUGCGGGAGCUGCGCUCGUGCCUUGCCGAAUUCAAGGAGUACCUGGCCAACCUGGCGCGCUCCAUACGCGCCGCUGCCGCAGACAUGGCCAUCGGCCUCGUGCACCCCAGCCCCAGGGGCGAGGUGUUGGGCGGCGGACGCGCGGGCGAGGGCACGCGAACGCGCACGCGCACGCACAGCGCCGCCUCGCUCGACGAGCCGCCCGCAGCCCGCCGCGACCACAUCCUGCUCACCGUGGAGGUGGAGCUGCAGUCGCCGGUGGUGGUGCUGCCGCGCGCAGCACGCAGUGGACACGUGCUGGUGGCGCACCUGGGCCGCAUGCGCCUCGCCAACCGUGCCGGCCCGCCCGCGCACACGCUCUACACCGUGCACGUGCGCGACAUCUCGCUCGCUACCCUGGAUGUCACUGAGAAGUUAAAACACCAUCAGUUGACGGCGGAGAACAUGCACGAGAUCUACGAUGUGUCGUGCGGCAAACCCGUGCUGCACGACUCGGCGCUGCAAUUGUCCGUCAAUUUGUACGAAGUUGAUGACUUGCCUCACUGUGAAGUGAGCGGCGCAGUGGUGGGCGGGCUGCAGGUGUCUGCGGGGCGCGAGCAGUACGAGCAGCUGCUGGACACGCUGCGCGGACUGGCCGACCCGCACGUGCACCACGCUCAUACUCACACUCGCGUGCCCACGCACCCAGAUAACGUAUCGCAUCUGAUGCCAUCAACUGAAGUGUCGCAGGGUGUGCGGGCGAGUGGGCUGGAGGAGCCGGCGGUGCCGACGCUGCGGCUGGACCCGCAGCUGCGCGCCGCCGUGCUGGCCGUGCCGCCGCCGCGCGCCCCGCACGCGCACGCGCCCGCACGCAGCCAUGCGCCGCUCACCGUGUCAUUUGAGGUGUCGACAUUUGCGGUGGAACUGCGAGCGGACCUGGGUGAAGGCGAGCGUAGCCUGGUGGCGCUGACGUUCCGCGAGUUCGCGCUACGCUACCAGCAUCUGCAGGUGCACGAGACAACGCUGCAGGUGUCCCUCCACUCGGUGACAAUGGAGGACCUGACGAAGGAACCGGACUCGAAGCACCGCAUGCUGCUGGUGUCGCACUCGCCGCCCGCGCCGCGCAAGUCCGUCUACUUGUCCAAGUCGUGUCCUGAUCUUCGCGCACACUGCACUCGUGACCUCCCUGACUUCGGUUCGCUGCAGUACACGAAGCACUUGUCUGGCUCCCUGCACGUGGCUUUCAACAAGUCUGACUCCGUGCCAAAUAAAGAGCGUGCGCGUGAUAAACUCGGCAAGUCAGAGAGCAAGUGUGGAGCAACGCCCCCGUGCUCACCAGAGCCGCUCAGUGAAACGGUUGACAACGCUGAAACAUGCGACGCUUUUGACAAAUCUAGCAUUUUCGACGCGCUCGAUAGUUCCGACAAUUUUGACAUAUCCGGUACGUUUGACACGACCGGCAAGGCCGACAUGUCUGGCACGUUCGACGCGACUGGCAAGUUCGACUCGUCCGAGACGGACGACAACCUGGUGUGGGUGUCGGUGCACACUCGCGACCCGCAACACCCGCAUUUCCAUGACCAGUUCGAUCAGGUAUACAGACUAACCAAGGUAGAAUUCAAUUGUCUGAAGCUGGUAUUAAGCAUCGAUAGUUGGGUUGCUGUUCUUGAUUUCUUCGGCAUCGCCGGGGACGAACCGACUUCGGAAUCCGCUGAUGCCAGGUCCUCGCAGCCCGUGGGCUCGGCGGGCGGUGCGUGCGAGGCGGGUGGGGCGGGCGGUGCUGCGCACGCGACUGUGACGGAGGUGCGCGUGCGCUCGCUGUGGCUGGCGGUGGUUGGGGCGCGUGGCGACGUGUGCCGCGCGCUCGUGUCACGCGCCGCCGUUCGCGUGCGCGGGGGAGCGGGCGCGGGGGGCCGGGCGGCGCGUGUGUGCCACGCUGGGCGCGCUGGCGCUGCACGACCUGGCGCCGCGCGCGCCCGUGUGGCGACGCCGUCUGCACACGCGGGCGCACAAUGCACUGCUACUGGACUACCACAGGCUGAGACGGCAGGAUAUGAGACAAGCUUAACCUUAGAGAUGGGUCCCCUGACUUACGUGCACACGAGGCGGUUCGUCCUCGAGCUGCAGGCUUUCGUACGUGACUUCAGUUUGCUGCGCCGUGCAUUCGUACUAGCCCGUCGCAAGGUGUCGAGCGGCGGCGGGUGCGAGAUGGGCAGCGAGGGCGGGGGUGGGCCGGGGGGCGGGGCUGGCGGGGAGCGCGUAGCGCGCGUGCGGGUGCGCGUGCGCUGCGCGGCGCCGCUGCUGGUGCUGCCGGUGGGCGGGCGCAGCCGCCGCGCGCUGCUGGCGCAGCUGCAGCUGCUGCACCUCCACAACACCUUCCGCGAGGACCCCGUCGCCGCGAGUGAUAUAAUCAUCGCUUGUUAUGUGUUUAUUGCUGAGUGUGAGUGGGGGGGGGGUGUUGCAGGUGGGCUGGUGGAGGAGCGUAGCGUGCAGCUAGAGGGCGUGUCGCUGCGCUGUGCAGCGCCCGGCCGCCGCACUGCUGCUCUGCUGCCCGCGCCCGCCUCCUUCGAGCUGCGCAUCCGCCGCAACCUGGCGCACACGCACAAUGUGCCGGACGUGGCAGUUCAUGGCACGCUGACAACCCUGGAGCUGGCGCUCGACGCGGAGCAGUACCGGCUGGUGCGCGGCGUGCUCGCGCACAACCUGGGCGAGCCCUGCGAGGACCUGCUGCCGCCCGCCCCCGCCCCCCCCCGCCCCACAGCAUCAGGUAACCCCACUCACACACCCUUUCCGGUGUGGACGACGUGGUCGCUGAAGCUGGACCUGCACGACGUGUGCGUUCGGCUGACUGCAGCGCGCGGGCCGCUGGCUUGUAUAAAUUUCAUCAAGUCACGAUUGGUCAUUGAAAAUUAUUCUGACCUUAGCCAAGAUAUCGACCUCGUUUCUCAGGAGAUCCUGGUGAGUGACUCACGGUACGCAGCAGAGCCAGCUAACCGGCGGGGCAACGUAUUCAGUCACAUCGUGCAGCCGCUGCCCGAGCGGCGCCACAGCGUGCAGGCCGAGGUGCACGCCAGAAAACGCCUGGACUCUUCAGCGUAUACUAUAUUGAUAAACAACAUGCGUCUUAUGGCUAUACUGGACUGGUGGGAAGCCGCCAACCAAUUCAUUAUGCAACCACCGGCCCCAGCUACCGAUCCUGACCUUGUCCAUUUAGAGGAGGCGAAUAUGUCGGCGAGCGGCGACUGUACGGACUCAGGGGGCGGCGCCGGCGUGACUGAAGGCGGGCCCGUCGAGCUGAAGCUUAACAUCACCGAUUCGCAGCUCGUGCUAGUGGAAGAUGCCUCCGUCUGGGACACCAACGCAGUCAUACUUAAGAGCUCGACGGUAGUGCGGUACAACGGCGCGGACGCGGAGCGGCCGGUGCGCUGCGAGCUGGGCGAGCUGGAGCUGUUCUCGUGCGUGCUGGGCCUGGAGGAUGAGACGGCGCUCGCCAUCGUGGAGCCCGCCGCGCUGCACGCGCACGUCGACGCGCAGCGCCGCCUGCAUGUAACUACCACUGCCCUUUUAUUGCGAGCUGGGCGAGCUGGAGCUGAUCUCGUGCGUGCUGGGCCUGGAGGACGAGACGGCGCUCGCCAUCGUGGAGCCCGCCGCGCUGCACGCGCACGUCGAUGCGCAGUGCCGCCUGCAUUUAACUACCACUGCCCUCUUAUUGCGAGCUGGGCGAGCUGGAGCUGUUCUCGUGCGUGCUGGGCCUGGAGGACGAGACGGCGCUCGCCAUCGUGGAGCCCGCCGCGCUGCACGCGCACGUCGACGCGCAGCGCCGCCUGCAUGUAA